AUGAAGCUUCGACCAGAGCACGCUCCACUUCCGCGUGACCGUAUAGCCGAGUCCGGACCAUUCCAUGUCAUCGGCGUGGAUUUCUGUGGCCCCUUUUAUGUCAAGCAGGGUCCGACUGUCACGAAGAGUUACGUCGCACUUUUUACGUGCGCCGUCACACGAGCCGUCCACCUGGAACUUGUUAGCGACAUGACCACUUCCUCGUUCCUGCUCGCCUUUCGGCGCUUCAUCGCGCGACGCGGCGUUCCAUCCGUAGUCUAUUCGGACAACGCCCGGACCUUCCAAAGAUGCGCCGGUAUCCUCGCUCUCCUGCCCGCCGAGGAUGUGCAAAACUUUGCCGCCAACCUUCGCAUCACCUGGAAGUUCAAUGUUCCCUACGCACCUUGGUGGGGCGGGUGGUGGGAGCGGAUGAUUCGGACCAUGAAAAGCGCACUGAAGGUCUCAUUUGGACGAACGCGUCAGACCUUUGAAGGGCUCACCACGUUGCUCCACGAAAUUGAUGCGGUGAUAAAUAGUAGGCCGCGUGUGAGUUCUGAUCCCAACGAAGCGCCACCAAUUACGCCCUCGCACUUCUUAACCGGCGGCAGAUCAAUCCAGCUCCCGGCAUCCCCAGAAGAGGAGCAGGUUGGGACGACGACGCUGCACAGGCUCAGGGAAGAGCAGCUGCAAGCUCUCGCGAUGUUUUGGCGGCGGUGGAAGAGAGAGUACCUCCUCCAGCUGCGCUCCGCCCACGAAAGUUCCCGCGGUGACCCAACGGCGUUGAAGGCGGGUGAUGUAGUCAUCGUGGGAGAUGACUCAACACCACAGCUCCUCUGGAAAACGGCAAUCGUAACCGCCAGCCACCCAGGUCGAGACGGCGUCGCAAGAGCAUUCACGCUAAGACUGCCGAACAAACGACAUAUCGUGCGCCCUGCGCAGCGGCUCUACCUACUCGAAGCUAGCGUGGAUCCUGGCCCCGGGGAGGAUGUUAAAGAUUGA
Ornithodoros turicata is the source of this 978-nucleotide messenger RNA. RefSeq lists its product as uncharacterized. Lineage: Eukaryota; Metazoa; Arthropoda; Arachnida; Ixodida; Argasidae. Bases 1 to 978 code for a protein of 325 amino acids. Gene Ontology annotation, molecular function: nucleic acid binding. The transcript has a single exon. Gene Ontology annotation, biological process: DNA integration. The record is from RefSeq and is a predicted model, not a curated record.